This is a messenger RNA of Etheostoma cragini (Arkansas darter), 2280 nucleotides long. RefSeq names its product calmodulin-lysine N-methyltransferase (gene camkmt). Gene Ontology annotation, molecular function: calmodulin-lysine N-methyltransferase activity. The record is from RefSeq and is a predicted model, not a curated record. Gene Ontology annotation, cellular component: cytoplasm. NCBI's taxonomy places the organism in Eukaryota, Metazoa, Chordata, Actinopteri, Perciformes, Percidae. The transcript has 11 exons. The coding region runs from base 213 to 1232 and encodes 339 amino acids.
UACUAUGUCUUGAAUUCCAAAAGUGUACGGAAGUAGCAUGUACCCAUUGUGGGUGUAACAGAUGAUUAACUACAGUCAAGCAUAUCUGCGUCGGUGUAGCUAGUUUACAGAAAAAAACGUUUAUUGUUUGUUUUUCUACCGAAUACUGUGACAGCCAUACAUCCAGUCAAUUUGUCUACAGAUUUAUUUUCGCCAGCAUCUUCGCAGAUAAAAUGGACAGGGAUUCAACCGGUAAUGCAGAAAAGAUCCAGCCGGCUUCGUCUUUGAGGAACAGUAUUAAUGAAGACACAUGCGCAGCUAAUUCCCUUAGCUCCCAGGUUGAGAUCUGUGGUACUACUGAUGUCGCAAGGGCCAGGUGGACUCUACUGAGACAGGUGCUGCGUCAGAAGCAGCUGGACACUCCAGAGGUCAAACAGGUGUCUGUUCGCAGGUUCGCAACGUUUGACCUCUUCAGCAGGAAAAGGCUUCUGACACAAGACCCUAGUGACACCUCAGAUGACCAAUGGGUGGAGUACAGAAGUGUCUACUUUCCUGAGUACAGUGCCUUGCUCAGGGAUAACCUGGGCCCUAUCCGAGUUAAUGAAGUGCUCAACAGUUUUGACAACACUGGAAAUGUCUGUGUGUGGCCGUCUGAAGAGGUGAUGGCUCAUUACUGUCUGCAGAAACGGCACAUGUUCAUGGGUGCAGUGUGUGAGUUAGGAGGAGGUAUGACUUGUCUUGCUGGGCUCAUGGUUGCCAUUUGUGCUGACGUGAAGGAAGUUCUGCUAUCAGAUGGGAACGAGAAGUCUAUUCAGAAUGUACGAGGGCUGGCUGAGAGAAACAGGCAAGCUGGAAAGUUUGGGUCAACACAGGUAUCUGCCAGGGUGGUGAGGUGGGACUGUGAGUCAGACAUUACGGCACUUGAGGGUCACUUUGAUAUUGUCUUGUGUGCAGACUGUUUGUUUCUCGACCAGUACAGAGCCAGCCUGGUUGAUGCCAUAAGCAGAUUACUGCAACCCAACGGCACCGCGUUGGUGUUUGCUCCACUGCGAGGUGAAACUCUGAGACUGUUUUGUCAACUGGCCCGGCAGGCCGGACUCUGCGCCUCUCAACACCAGCAGUAUGAUGCUCAGGUCUGGGAUGUUCACUUAAAGAUGCUGACAGAGGGAAAAGAAGCAUACGAUGAGAACAUCCACUAUCCUCUCCUCAUCACCUUGACCAAAGCACCUCAACCUGUCAGCCACACUCAAUAAACCAAAACAAGUGAGCUCUCACCUCUACACAGCACCACUCCACAUGCUUUUGGAUAUUUGAGAUGGAAUAAUGCUACAGAGUCAUGUCAACACUGUGAACCAUGGGUGAUCUAAAUGAGGAGCAAGAAUUGCACUGAAGCAGUAUUACAAUACAGUAAGGCCAGCAAUAUCAAGUGUUCAGUCGCAGAUAUUUGAAACAUUUUUCUGCUGGCCACAGAGGAUUUAUUAUCAGAUGAUGCAUGGCUUUGGGCAGUAUUUAAGCAUGCAUGUUUUGUAGUUUGAAGUGUAGAAGAACAACCUCCUUUCCAAAGCAGUGGGGAUAUAUGUACUGUGGCAGAAGAGGAAAAAAAGGAGAGGCGGAUAUAGUCCGACCUAUGUUUUAACCAAUCUUUCAUAUGCAAAAUAACUAUAGUCCGUCUCCAAAAUUGUCACUCUGUAAUUUAUACCUUUAAUCAAUUAGCCUCAUCCCUUUAGUUAAUCAGCCAUCCAAGAAAGUGAACAACAUUGCCAAACAGUCAUUUCAUCAGUCAUGUAACCAGUGUAUUUAAUUACCUUGAAUGGUAGUGACUAAGCCAGUAAUCCAGGCAUCAUUCCAGCCAACAAGCCAGUCAGUUGUUUAGUCAGUCGGUUACAUUGACAUUUCCUCGGUCAGUCCUAUAGUAGGUGUCAGUUGGCCCUAUUUAACCUGUCAGUGUUAACCUAUGCCACUGUGUUUCUGGCCCCAGCAUGGAGGCCAGCUCUAAUUCAUUAACCAUCGCAGACUGUGGAGCGGCUCACAGUUUCCUUUGUGUUUCCUUUAUUUCCCUUUGUUCCCUUCUUUCCCCACUUUAAUUUCUUCUAAUACCACUCAUUCAUCCCAGUCAAAGGUCAAUAUUAAGAACUUCUUUUGUGCGUUACUUACAACAGUACAUUAACAUAUUAAGGCACGUUCAGACUCUGGAGUAAUUGUUGCUGCCCAGGAGCUACAGCUUGCAAAUUACACAGCAACCUCACCACCAGAGAUACAAGUAGUCCACACAUAAAAAAGUACUGUGUGUGUGUGUGUGUA